Molecule: messenger RNA, 448 nt
Organism: Drosophila navojoa
Lineage: Eukaryota; Metazoa; Arthropoda; Insecta; Diptera; Drosophilidae
Product: kunitz-type serine protease inhibitor 7
Molecular function (GO): serine-type endopeptidase inhibitor activity
Source: RefSeq, a predicted model, not a curated record
CAUAAUAGGUUCGGCUUUAUUAUAAGGGCUUUUGUUUUCAUUUUGCAUUAAAUUGGCAAAACAGCUUUCCAGAAACUCUGGGUGCAUUGUUCCUUUUUGGUAUAUAAGAGCUGAUGUUUCCAGUGCUAAAUCAGUUCAACAUUCAACUUGAAUCAACAUGAAAUUCAUUCUGCUCCUCGCUUGUCUCUGCGUCUACGUGGCCACCCUUGAGGCUCAGCGACCCCCUUGCAAGGGAAUAGUGCCUCCAUGGUUGACCAAUUGUGUUGGAGGCAAGAACGAGGGCAGGGGUAACCUUCGCUCGUGCGCCAGGAACGCGAAUUCCAGAAUGUGGUGGUAUGACAGUAGGUCCCGAUCCUGCAAGAAGAUGGCCUACAAGGGCUGUGGCGGCAACAGGAAUCGCUAUUGCACCCGUGAAGCCUGCCGCAGAGCGUGCCGAAGGCGCAACUGA